Molecule: messenger RNA, 450 nt
Organism: Hevea brasiliensis (rubber tree)
Lineage: Eukaryota; Viridiplantae; Streptophyta; Magnoliopsida; Malpighiales; Euphorbiaceae
Exons: 1
Coding region: 1-450 (149 amino acids)
Source: RefSeq, a predicted model, not a curated record
AUGGAAAAUUCAUGGUCUUUCUAUUCCAAAAUCAACACCAAGAAAGAUGUUGAUUUAUUUUCUUGCUUGCUCGUGGAAGCUUCUGGUGAUUCUGAGGCUGAUUUUGAUCCCAACGUAGCCAUUAAUAAAGAUCUUGCGGAUGAUGAUGAUGAUGCACAAUCAUGCAGCUGUGAUGUGUCAGAUGAUUGUUAUUCUUGUGUUGCUGAUCUCAAUGCCUGUAAUGAAGUUGAACAAGCAUCUAUUGAUCAUGUUGUUGAUGAUUAUAAGGACGAGGAAGAGAAGCAGGACAAGAAAGAGGAGCCGGAGGUUCAUGGUUAUCAAGAAUGGGCCAAUGGGCAUCUUGGGUUAACAGUAGAUCAGAAAUCUUGUGUUUCUGUUGAAUCGACCAAUGAACCGAUGAAUGAGAUGGAGAAGAACAGGCUUUUCUGGGAGACUUGCUUGGCAUCCUGA